AUGGCGCACAUUUAUCAACGCUUUAAGGACCAGGCGACACGCAAGGCACUGUGCCAUUGGACGACGAGGACACUGUACCUCCGCAAGAAACAACAGGACAGCGCUGUGGCUGAGAAUUUGCACGCUGCAACCAUAAGUAACGAGACAACACUAACACCAGAGAAGGAGGCCAGAGCCCAAGAGGGCCGCUGA
Fusarium odoratissimum NRRL 54006 is the source of this 192-nucleotide messenger RNA. RefSeq lists its product as uncharacterized. The transcript has a single exon. The record is from RefSeq and is a predicted model, not a curated record. Lineage: Eukaryota; Fungi; Ascomycota; Sordariomycetes; Hypocreales; Nectriaceae. Bases 1 to 192 code for a protein of 63 amino acids.